This is a messenger RNA of Mangifera indica (mango), 2492 nucleotides long. RefSeq names its product pentatricopeptide repeat-containing protein At2g34400. The record is from RefSeq and is a predicted model, not a curated record. NCBI's taxonomy places the organism in Eukaryota, Viridiplantae, Streptophyta, Magnoliopsida, Sapindales, Anacardiaceae. Gene Ontology annotation, molecular function: protein binding; RNA binding. The coding region runs from base 137 to 2023 and encodes 628 amino acids. The transcript is spliced from 3 exons. Gene Ontology annotation, biological process: RNA modification.
UUUAGACCCUUCUUCAACGUAGGUGUAUCGUGAUAAAAGUUUUAAACUUCGCAGGUCAAUUUGUCAGCAAUUUCGAGUUGGGUUCCAGGACGGCUGAUAUAAAGCUCGAUGCUUCCUGUCUGCGCGCUCACAAGUAAUGCUUCUUAGAGCAAAACCCUCUUCUUCCUGCUAUCUAACACUUUUUGAAAUUAACGAUCCAAAACAGCUACUUACUGAAAAGCUCUUAUCCCUUUUGAAAAAAUGUUCAUCAGCAAAACCACUUCAACAAAUUCAUACUCAAAUGCUCAUUCACUACAUUCAAAAACCCAACUUCAUCCUUUCCAAAAUCAUUGACCUCAAAGAUUUCAACUACGCUUCAACUCUUUUCUAUCACCUCCCCAAACCCAAUGACUACGCUUUCAAUAUAAUGAUCCGUGGCUUCACAACCACAUGGAAGAAGUACUCUCUUUCUCUUCAAUUCUAUUACAAUAUGAAAGCUUUAGGCUUGAAACCAAAUAAUUUUACAUACCCAUUUUUGUUUAUUUCGUGUGCGAAUCUUUCGGCCUUGAGUCAUGGAGUUUUGGCUCAUUCGUGUGUGUUUAAGUUCGGACUGGAUGGUGAUGAUCAUGUUACUCAUUCUUUGAUAACUAUGUAUGCACGUUGUGGUGAAUUGGGAUAUGCGCGGAAGGUGUUUGAUGAAAUUCAGGUGAGGGAUUUGGUGUCGUGGAACUCAAUGAUUACAGGGUAUUCGAAGAUGGGAAAUGCGAUGGAUGCGGUGGAGUUGUUUCGAAGGAUGAGGGAGGAGGGUUUUGCACCGGAUGAAAUGACGUUGGUGAGCGUUCUUGGAUUGUGUGGGGACUUGGGGGAUUUGGGGUUAGGGAGAUGGGUGGAAGAGUUUGUGGUGGAGAACAAAAUGGUGUUGAACUCGUUUAUGGGGUCUGCGUUGAUUGAUAUGUAUGGGAAGUGUGGAGAUUUAGUGUCUGCAAGGAGGGUCUUUGAUGGGAUGGUGAAGAAGGAUGUUGUUACAUGGAAUGCUAUGAUCACAGCAUAUGCUCAGAAUGGUUUCUCAAAUGAAGCAAUUAUGCUGUUUUAUGGGAUUAAGGAGGCUGGAAUUAAUCCAGAUCAAAUUACAUUGAUAGGAGUACUGUCUGCUUGUGCCUCUAUUGGGGCCCUUGAGUUGGGGAAAUCUGUUGAUACAUAUGCGUCGGAAAGGGGCCUACAACACAACAUUUUUGUUGCUACUGCAUUGAUUGACAUGUAUGCUAAAUGUGGGAGCAUAGAGAACUCAUUAAGAGUGUUUGAAGGCAUGCCUAUAAAAAAUGUGGUAUCAUGGAAUGCAAUGAUCUUAGCUCUUGCUUUGAAUGGACGAGCCUUGGAGGCCUUGUCAUUGUUCAAUUGCAUGUUGAAGAAUGGUAGGGAUUUCCGUCCCAAUGGCAUCACAUUUGUAGGAGUUCUUUCUGCAUGUGUUCAUGCUGGAUUGGUUGAUGUAGGUCGCUGGUUGUUUUACUUGAUGACCUCGUCAUUUGGGUUAAAGCCAAAAAUUGAGCAUUACUCUUGCAUGGUUGAUCUUUUGGCACGUGCAGGACAUGUUCAUGAAGCUUGGGAUUUUGUUACGAAGAUGCCUGAAAAACCAGAUGAAAUUGUACUAGGGGCACUGCUUGGUGCAUGUCAAAAGCAGAGAAAUUUUGAGGUCAGUCAAAAGGUGAUGCAACUACUUCUGGAAAUUGAGCCUUCAAAUUCUGGAAACUAUAUAAUCUCAUCAAAAAUAUAUCGGAAUUUUAGAAUGUGGGAUGAGUCAGCAAAGAUGAGGAUGUUGAUGAGACAGAGGGGUGUCAGCAAGACUCCUGGUUGUAGCUGGAUCGAGAUUGAUGAUCAAAUACAUGAGUUUUUUGCUGGUGAUGAUUUACAGCAUUAUUUAACUGAGAUCUGCCUAUUGUUUGACUUGCUAAAUGAGGAAAUGAAAAGGGAAGGUUACCUUCCAAAGAAACAGGCUUGGAGACUAGAGGUACUUAAGAACUUCUACAAGCUGAGAACAGCUACCUAAUUUGAGGAAAUUCUCUCUCUCUACCAAGGUUGGAAUAAUGGAAUGCAGUGUAUCUUCCAACCAUUGAGGCUACAUGGAAGGCAAUUAUCCCAAAGCGUGUAUUUCAAAGAGAUUUUAUAUUCUUCCCUUAAAGAAUCAUGGAAAUUCAAGAGUCUCAGUAGCACAAGAUUUUUUUUUCGGUGAGUGCAGCACAAGAAAUAUUGAAGAUAUGUAAACGACAAUUCUGUGAUCUUUUUUGAAAGAUCUCUUUGGUGGCACCAAAUAGCUAUUUAUAAACUUUGAUGUCAUCGGAUUUGUAAGGGUACAACAUAUUUGCUAAUUGCCUCAUCUUUAAGCUUCUAACAACUAUUUUGGAGAAGCCUAGAUAAUUGCUUGUCCUCCAGAAUCAGUCAUGCUCCACAUAUCGAUUUUCUAGGGUAAGUUGGUGUAAAUAUAUUUAAUAUAGAUUGACAUUCUUUAUCUUAUUUAA